This is a messenger RNA of Clunio marinus, 2449 nucleotides long. NCBI's taxonomy places the organism in Eukaryota, Metazoa, Arthropoda, Insecta, Diptera, Chironomidae. The record is from the annotation of a GenBank genome assembly.
GUGACAACUCCGAACGUAAACAAGAAUAAGUUCUUCGAAACGAAAUUCAAUUGAAAUUAAUUUUUCCCCUGGUUGCACGAAUUAUAGUUAGUGUUAAACAUAACUUUCCUAAACUAUUCAACCAGUAGACAUUUGAAAUGGACGAAAAAGCCGACAAUCCAAUUGCUGUGGACUUAAAUGAGCCAACAACACUAGAUAUGUUCAGCAGUGUAUGUAGAAUCUGCCUUCAGGAUGGUCAACUUUCGUCGCUCUAUGAGAAGCAUGAAGGCGCGGAAUUGUCUUAUUCUGAAAAAAUCAUGCAAGUUACACACAUAAAUCUUGAUAGAAAAAACGUGAAUCUUCCUGAACAAAUUUGUUCCUCUUGCAUUAAUGACCUGGAAGCAAGUUACCGUUUCAAAAUGAAUUGCGAAUCAUCUGAUGCAAUUCUGCAAACUUACUUACUACCUGUAAAUAUAUCAGAAGUGUACACAGACGCUAGCGUUGAUGAAGACGACAUAAUUAGUGAAGCUGAGUCAGAAACUGAAAUGCCAGUGGAUGAAUCAGAUUUGUACAAUUAUCAAUCUCAAAUGUAUGAUGAAAAUGGGGAGAUGAUUGGUGAGGAGGACAAUCUUGAAAAUGCAUUAGAAGAUGAGCUACACAAAUCAAACACAUCAGUUGAUCUCGAAGUUAAACCAACAAAACCGAAGAAAGAAAGUACAAAAGCAAGAGCAGCUAGAAUAAGACGAAAUCAAAUCGAAAAACAGCUUGAACAACCAAAAGUUCACAUUUGUGAAAUUUGCGGCAACAGUUACAAAUAUCGACACGCUCUUGAAGUUCACAUGAGAAGGCAUCGAGGAGACAAACCACAUAAAUGCGAGUAUUGUGAACGAUGUUUUGUCAUUCGCUUUGAAUUAAAACGUCACAUGAGAACUCAUACUGGACAAAAACCAUAUGGUUGUCGUUAUUGCGAGAGAAAAUUUUCUGAUUUUGGAAGCAGAAUAAAGCACGAAAGAAGUCACACUGGAGAACGUCCCUACAUUUGUCAGACUUGCGGCAAAACUUUCGCUUACAGUCACGUCUUAUCUGGUCAUAUGUUAACACAUACUGGAGAGAAACGACAUCAAUGUCAAACAUGCGGUAAACGAUUCACUAAAAGUCACCAUCUGAAAAGUCAUCUUAACACACACCUCAAAGCUCUCAAUAAACAAGCUUCAAUAGCACAAACAUCAUCACAAACUCAAGAUCAAAUCAAAACUGAACCAGCGAUACAAAUCCAGAAUGAUGAACAUGACCUGAUGAACGUUGUUCAAUUAGGAUUUCAAGUUAUAAAUUCGGAGAAAUAUUAAACAAAAACAUUUCAUCGUUUUCGAUUGUAUUUAAUGACGAUUAAUAGAAAUGACAAGUUUUUAGUUUCCGCUUACAUAAUAAAAUUAUGAGAGUAAAUAGUUAAAUUCUUUUUGUGAGAUGCUACCUGUGGUUAAUAUUUUAAUGUUAAUAUCUUAAUUGUUAAGAAAGUCCUUGCAGUUUUAUGAGAUUUGUUUGUGCAUUCUUUAAAUUAGCGUCGAGAGACAAAGCGAUUUUGUAAUUUUUCUUCGCCAAUUCCUUCUUUCCCCAUCGAUGAUAAAGAACACCAAGAUUAGCAUAGAAAAUUGACUUUUUCGGUUCAGCUUCAAUGAUUUGUUUGAAGAUCGCUUCAGCUUCAUUGAAACGUGAAAGUUUUCCAAAUGUGUUGGCUCGUGAGAAAAGAAUGUUCGCAUCAUUGGGCAGAUAAUUCAAAGCAAUUUCAGAAUAUUUUAAAACAUCGUCAUGAUUAUUCAGUUGAUUGUCGUAAUAAGCGAGAAUAUUUGACCACGCUUUCUUAUGAUUUGGAUUUAUUGAUAUUGCACGUUUCCAACUUGAGAUUGCUGAUGAAAAGUUCUUUGUGUCGAUGUAUAAAUUGCCUAAAUUGUAGUAACAAUUUGCGUAAUUCUUUCGAUAUGACAAUGCUUUGAAGUAACUUUCUUCUGCUUCCUGAUGUUCUUUCAACACAGCUUGAACAAUUCCAAGAUUCAUCCAUGCUGUUGGGAAUUCUUCAAGAAUUCCAACAGCUCGUUUUAAGUGAAAUUUCGCUUUUUCAUAUUCAUGAAGCUCUCGAUACAGAUUUCCUAAAUUCAUGUGAGCUGACUCAUAAUUUGGAUGGAGUUGAAUUGCUUUUCUGUAAAAUUUCAAUGAUGUUUCGAUAUCUUGAACUUCAGAUGAGAUUCUUGCAACAUUAUAAUAAACUUUUGCGUUUUUCGGUACAACUUUAAGAGCUGAAUAGAAUAAUUUGUGUUCAUUUGUCCACUCCAUUGCUCGAUGAUACGUUUUGAGCCCAUGGAAAGCAAGGAAGAUGAAGAAAAUUGUAUAAAUAAAAUAUUUUUGUGAUGAAAAUUUUUUCAAUAAAUCUCUCAAUCCGAUGGCAAUAAGAAGACAAAAUCCGAUGGAGGGAAUA